AUGACUACCGCUCCUGAUUCUAACAAUGAUUUCAAAUUUGCUACACGGGGUCUUAUACGAGCGAUGGAAGAUCGUCACAUCUAUUCAGAUCCUAAUCCAAAUGAUGAACAGCAAAAUAUUGUCUGGGACACUAAAGCAUAUGAUUUCCUCGCGGGAGAAUGCCCCGAUACAGCCGAAGCAGCACUUUGGAGGCAAGGGCAGUUGUGCAAUGCAACAGCAGGCCUUUAUCUUGUCACUGAAGGUGUCUAUCAAGUUCGUGGACUUGAUCUCGCCAAUAUGUCUAUUGUGAGAAUUCCGGGCACAAAUGGUAUCAUCAUAAUCGACUGCUUGACCUCUGUUGAGACUGCCCGCAAAGCUAUUGAGCUUUACCAGCAAUGGCAUGUAGAGAACAAUGGCCAAGAAGCAGAAAUCAAGGCCCUCUUCUACACCCACUGUCAUGUAGAUCAUUUUGAUGGAGCGGCUGCUAUCGUUCUUAAGGCGAAGGAACAAGGUCAGACUAUUCGGAUUUUCGGUCCUCAGGGCUUUCUCGAGCAUGCUGUUAGUGAGAAUGUGUACGCGGGAGCAGCAAUGUCUCGUCGAUCAAUCUAUAUGUACGGUAUGAAAUUACCUAAAUCUCCCGCUGGACAAAUUGGUUGUGGACUUGGACAGUGCACAUCUACCGGGAAAAUCUCACUCGUGGCACCAACUCACUACAUCACCCAGAAUGGCGAUCUUGUAGAUGGUAUCGAAGGCCUGCAGAUCAUAUGCCAAUUGACUCCAGGAACGGAAGCUCCAGCUGAAGUAAACUAUUACCUUCCCGACUAUAAGGCUUUGUGUGUGGCGGAAAAUGCCACGCAUACUCUACACAAUAUUCAGACUCUCCGAGGAGCUCCAGUGCGCGAUGCCCGACUUUGGUCGCGAUACCUGGAUGAGUCGAUUACUCUAUUUGGCGAUAAGACAGAUGUGAUAUUUGCAGGUCACCAUUGGCCAACCUGGAAUGACGAUGAAAAUUUAGUCCUACAAUUUUUAUCAGAGCAACGUGAUUACUACGCCUAUCUUCAUAAUGAAUCGCUUCGACAGAUCAAUGAUGGACAAACCCCUUUGGAGAUUGCAGAGAACAUUCAGAUGCCUCCCAACUUGAGUGCGAAGACGCAUCUUCAAGGUUAUUAUGGUUCAAUCAGCCACAAUGUAAAAGGUGUUUAUGACAAAUACAUGGGUUGGUUCAAUGGGAAUCCAGCUUAUCUCUGGCCACUCCAACCCACAGACGAGGCAACCGAGUUUGUCAAAUGCAUGGGCGGAAAUCAAGCCGUUCUUGACAUGGCCAACGAAUAUAUCAUGAAUAAAAAUCUUCGAUUCGCAGCUACGCUUUUGGAUAAACUCGUGUUCAAAACUCAAAGCUCGGUUGAGAAAGAUAGUGAUAUUGCGAUACAAGCAAUGGUAACCCUGGCUUCUGUAUACAAUACUCUCGGAUGGGGCUCAGGAAAUGCCACCUGGCGUAAUUUUUAUUUGACAGGCGCUCAUGAAUUAAAGUUUGGGCCUCAGAAAGUAGAUCUUUCCAUGUCACCUGAAGCAUUGCUGACAUUGAGUUUUGACGAGCUAUUCGACACAAUCGCUAUCAAAAUCGAAGGACCCACCGCUUUCACGAAACCAGAGGUGUAUUUAGUGAAGGAAAUCACCAUCGAUUUCAUGGUUUUCGAUGUCCAACAAAACAAUAAGCCGAAUGCUGGUUGGCAUUUGAGAUUGAGCAAUGCUGCCAUGACGGGCCAUGCCAUUCCAUACGUAGCUUCCUCGGAGAAGCCAAAUCCGGGGAGUGAUUUGACUAUUUGGUUAGAUCAUGUGAAUCUUGCCAGAUUAAUUGGAGCCACGGCUCUGGGGAGAAGUCCAGUUAUCGUGAAUAAUCCAUAUAUCGCCCUCACUACUGCUGGAGACGUAGAUGCGUGGACUAAGAUCACAGCCUUGAUCAGAUUACCGAGUGCUGAUUUCAAUAUUGUUACGCCUUGA
Botrytis deweyae is the source of this 1980-nucleotide messenger RNA. RefSeq lists its product as uncharacterized. The coding region runs from base 1 to 1980 and encodes 659 amino acids. Gene Ontology annotation, molecular function: linear primary-alkylsulfatase activity; protein dimerization activity. The transcript has a single exon. Lineage: Eukaryota; Fungi; Ascomycota; Leotiomycetes; Helotiales; Sclerotiniaceae. Gene Ontology annotation, biological process: dodecyl sulfate metabolic process. The record is from RefSeq and is a predicted model, not a curated record.